AUGUCCCCAUGGCCACCUGGGGACAUCCUGGUGUGGACAUGUCCCCUUGGGACACACGGUGACAUCUGGGAGGCGGAUUCGGGAAGGAGCCCGUCGGCGGGGAGGCUGAAUCCUGCUCUCCCUCAGCUCAUCCUCUUCGGGCUCAGCAACCAGAUGGUAGUGACGUUCAAGGAGGAGAACACGGUGGCCUUCAAGCACCUCUUCCUCAAGGACUAUGCGGACGGCGCCGACGACGCGUACGCCGUGUACACGCAGCGCGAGCUCUACGCGCGCGUCUUCCACGCCGUGGACAAGUACUUGGCCAUCCCCGACGAGGCCGUGGGGCGCUACGCCUACGUGCGGCCCGAGCGCGGCGCCAACCGCUCGGCGCUCAUGCUGUGCCAGCACUUCUACCGCAAAGGGCGCAUCGACCCCGCCAACGACACCUUCAACAUCGACCCCCACAUCGUCACCGACUGUCUGGGAGUGGAGCCGCAGGAGCCGCAGCCUCUCCCGCCGGAGCUGGACCGCAGCUACAGGAACUUCACCCUCAAAUUCCACAAGCUCAUCAACGUCACCAUCCAGUUCAAGCUGAAAGCCAUCAACAUCCAGACCAUCAUCAACAACGAGAUCCCCGACUGCUACACCUUCACCAUCACCAUCACCUUCGACAACAAGGCUCACAGCGGCCGGGUGAAAAUCCGCCUCGACAACCAGGCGGACAUCAAGGAGUGCAAGGACCCCAGCGUCUUCGGAAGAGGUGACAACUCCUUCCGGCUGUUCUUCGACGUCGUCGUCAUCCUCGUGUGUUCGCUCUCCUUCAUCCUCUGCGCCCGCUCCAUCAUCCGGGGCCUCCUGCUGCAGCUCGAGUUCAGCCGGUUCUUCCAGCGCCGCUACAAGCAGAGCGUGGGCCUGUCGGACCGCAUGGAGUUCCUCAACGGCUGGUACAUCCUGCUGGUGGUGAGCGACGUCCUCACCGUGCUGGGCACCGUCAUGAAGAUCGGCAUCGAGUCCAAGAACUUUGCCAGCUACGACGUGUGCAGCAUCCUCCUGGGCACCUCCACGCUGCUGGUCUGGGUCGGGGUCAUCCGCUACCUCACCUUCUUCCAGAAGUACAACAUCCUCAUCGUCACCUUGCGGGUGGCCCUGCCCAACGUCAUCCGCUUCUGCUGCUGCGUGGCCGUCAUCUACCUGGGCUACUGCUUCUGCGGCUGGAUCGUGCUGGGCCCCUACCACGUCAAGUUCCGCUCGCUCUCCAUGGUGUCCGAGUGCCUCUUCUCCCUCAUCAACGGGGACGACAUGUUCGUCACCUUCGCCGAGAUGCAGCAGAACAGCUACCUGGUGUGGCUCUUCAGCCAGAUCUACCUGUACACCUUCAUCAGCCUCUUCAUCUACAUGGUGCUCAGCCUCUUCAUCGCCCUCAUCACCGGCUCCUACGAGACCAUCAAGCACCAGUGCGAGGGCGAGACGCCCGUGUCCCAGCUCCACGCCUUCAUCGCCGAGUGCAAGGACAGCCCCAAGUCGGGCAAGUACCGGCGCGAGAGCUCCUCGUCCUGCUCCGUCUUCUGCUGCUGCGAGAGGGCUCCGCUGUCGGACAACGCGCUGCUGGUGAACUGA
This is a messenger RNA of Tinamus guttatus (white-throated tinamou), 1596 nucleotides long. The record is from RefSeq and is a predicted model, not a curated record. NCBI's taxonomy places the organism in Eukaryota, Metazoa, Chordata, Aves, Tinamiformes, Tinamidae.